UCUUCUUUUUCUCUGAGCACAGCAUUUGGGCUACGAGACAACUUUGAAAGCCGCUUUUAGCCUCGCCUUUUACUUAGGAUGAGACAAAACCUUCCAUGACAAAAAUCUGAGAUGUUUUCUGCCAUUAUGUCCCAUCUGCCCCGCAUUUGUAAUCCUGCCCCUCGCAGAACAAAUCCACUGGACUGGUGCCUUCCUACUGAGACGCUAGAAGCAUAGAAGGCUGCCUCAGAGCGCCCAGCUUCUAUCAUUAAAACAAACAAGACAGAGACCUCGGCUUCAAAAAACAAAAAGAGAAACCAAUCUGAAAACACCAGCGUGGUAACGCCUCGCAGGUUUUGCUUAGAAGUUGCGUGUGCGUGUGUGGAAGUACUCGACUCGGGACAGACGGAAUGGGAUACCCGUGCAGGACAGUGCGAGGAUGGAGACGGCGGAAAGGAUGGACGUCCCUGGUUUGGGUCGUUGUUGUCAGCUUGGUUUUUGCUGACGGACGGAGAGUGAGGCAACCGAAAUGCCCCCCCGGAUGCACCUGCACAAAAGAUAAUGCCCUGUGUGAGGGUGUCCGAUCUGUGCCCCACACUUUCCCAUCCGACGUCGUUUCAUUAUCUUUUGUCAAGUCUGGAUUUAAUGAAAUUACUGGAGGAAGCUUUGCUCACACACCUACCCUGCAUCUACUAUUGUUCACAGCAAACUCAUUUGACCUGAUCGAUGAGGAUGCAUUUCAAGGUUUACCACAUCUCGAAUACCUAUUUAUUGAAAACAACAAAAUUGCAGAAAUAUCCCCAUAUGCUUUCCGGGGCCUGAAAGCACUAAUACAUCUGAGUCUGGCUUACAACAACCUUGAGACGCUGCCCAAAGAUGUUUUUAAGGGCAUGGACGCUUUGACCAAAGUGGAUCUGCGAGGUAACAAUCUGAUUUGUGACUGCAAGCUCAAGUGGUUGGUGGAGUGGAUGCAUCACACCAAUGCCACUCUGGACCAAAUCUACUGCAGUGGCCCACCCAUUCACCAGGGGAAGAGGAUCAAUGAUCUGCUGCCUCACUCAUUUGACUGCAUCACAGCAGAGUUCGCCUCCUAUCAAUCGCUGAAAUUUGAGUCCAUUUCAGUGGACGCCUUCACACUUGGUAAAGAACAGUAUGUUGUGUUUGCCCAGCCUUUUGCUGGGACAUGCAACUUUCUGGAAUGGGAUCACGUGGAAAUGACCUUCAGAACAUAUGACACCAUUGAAAGCACCUCCACUGUCGUCUGCAAGCCCAUGGUGAUUGACAGCCACCUCUUUGUCAUUGUGGCUCAAUUGUUUGGGGGCUCACACAUUUACAAACACGACACCUCCGCCAGCAAGUUCAUCAAGAUCCAGGACAUUGACAUCUUGAAAAUUCGCAAACCCAACGACAUUGAGACCUUCAUGAUCGACGGAGAGUCUUUCUUCGUCAUCGCCGACAGCUCCAAGGCGGGCUCCACAACGGUGUACAAAUGGAACGGCAAUGGAUUUUACUCUCACCAGUCACUCCACCCUUGGUACAGGGAUACAGAUGUAGAAUAUCUGGAGAUCUCCAACAAACCCCACCUGAUUUUGUCAAGUAGCUCCCAGAGGCCUGUCGUGUACCAGUGGAACAGGAGCCAGAAAAAGUUUGAACGCAGAACCGACAUACCGGACAUGGAGGACGUCUUCUCUGUCAAACACUUCCGGGUCCAAGGUGAUCUGUUUAUAUGCUUGACAAGAUUCAUCGGGGACUCCAAGGUGAUGCGCUGGGAUGGUGCCAUGUUCAAGGAGGUCCAGACAUUUCCUUCCCGUGGCUCUAUGGUGUUCCAGCCCGUCUCCACCGGCAACUGGCAGUACGCCAUCUUGGGCAGCGAUUACUCACUGACGCAGGUUUACCAAUGGGACACCAAGAGGGGCCAGUUUGUCCCAUCUCAGGAGCUGAAUAUCCAGGCGCCUCGGGCAUUUUCCCUGGUCUCCAUUGACGGCCGGGUGUUCCUGCUCGCAUCCAGCUUCAAGGGAAAAACUCAGAUAUACAAGCAUCUCAUGAUCGAUUUGAGCAAUUAGGCCCGCCUUCUAAAUGCUUUCUCCUGAGUUUGUAGAUCUCGUCAGUCCUAUUUUAAUCAACCAACUAUUUCCACCUUCGCUCAAACAAAAAGAAAGAUUUGUCAGAAAUAAUGACCUUUAGCUUAGUUUGUGGCUGAAAUGGCUUCAUUUGAAGAUCUGACAUCAUUUCCAUGACAGUGAAAACAUAUUUUACAAUCAGCUGCAGUGGCCUACCUGCCUUGUAUUUACAGCGUAAUCCCUUAAUAUUUGGAAAUGCCUUAUUCUCCAUUUGAAGCUGUGAAGUCACUUCAUCUGUUUUUCAACCCCAAAGGUGCCAUUGUUAGAAGACAUGCAGACCUGACUUUACCUCCAGUGUUAAAUACAUUGUAGACUUUGGGACAUUAACCUUCAAUACUAACAGGUGUGUGGCUUUUAAGCACUGUGGGUUAGUCUCAGUUGCUGUUUACUAUACUGAAGGUGAGAACAUCACCUUCCGCCCAGGCAUAUAAAUUUCAUCCUGUCACAUGAACCCUUCAAGUGACAGCCCUGACAGAUACCAUGUAGAAGACUGACAAUCUGACAAAUGUACAAGAACCUUCGUUUAGUUUUUUUUACAUUUAAAUGAUUAUAGAUGUAGUGAUGUAGUUAGCAAUAUAGUAAUUUGUCAGUAUUUGAGACCUGAGCUUGAUAAUAAUACUACCCUCAAACCAAAUGCAGGUAAAAAUUGGACUACUUGCUGAGAACUGUGCCCUUUCUAUGGCAGCUAGUUGGCAGCUUGUAAUUACUUCACCCUUAGAGACGAGUACUUCAAUCAAUGGAAUGACAAAUCUACUAAACACUGUGAGAAACUGAGUUUAAAAAAAUAAUCCUCUCUGCUCUCAGUUGAACAAGACUGUACACACGAUACAUUCAUGGUGUUGAUUUCUGAUGAAUGCCUCGCUAGAAGCAUCCCACUGUGUCGCCCAGUCCUCUCUCUUUCACUGCACCCUUGCCCCUUUUCUCCCUCAUUGACUAAACCAUUGUUGUCUUUACUCCACAACGAAAAGCCAACCACUGUGCCGCACAUACUACCUAUGCUUUCACGCGCUCCUCUUAUUCUGACACAAAAGAAGAUCGAUGACAAUUAAAAACUUCACCGACAACAAUUUGCCAAAAAAAUAAAUAAAAAAAUCAUGUUUACGUUUUUACAAUAUUGUAUAAAUUAUGUUACUUUUGUAAGUAGAGGGGACCACACUUGAUGCUUCUUUUUUUUAGUGCAGAGUUUAGUGUACCUAUAGUGGUAAGAUUUGGUGUAACAUGAUAGUUCUGCUGUAGACUUUUUUUGUGUCAGUUUUAUCUAGUUAAGUAAGGACAGAGGAUAUUAGCUAUUCCCUUGCAAACUGUUCUCAUUUUACUUUAUGUACAGUGGUAAUAA
Molecule: messenger RNA, 3435 nt
Organism: Archocentrus centrarchus (flier cichlid)
Lineage: Eukaryota; Metazoa; Chordata; Actinopteri; Cichliformes; Cichlidae
Gene: lgi1b
Product: leucine-rich, glioma inactivated 1b
Exons: 10
Coding region: 390-2042 (550 amino acids)
Biological process (GO): myelination
Molecular function (GO): protein binding
Source: RefSeq, a predicted model, not a curated record